AACCAGGGAAACCGUUUUGAAGACGGAGCAGGACUGAAAAGCGGUUGUGGACGCUUACAUAUUUCAAGUCAAUUUGAGGCGAAAUAACAGACAGGGUAGGACAACGCUGAAGUUAAACUGUAGCAAGAUUCUGAAAAAGCGAAACAGAAAAAUACUGCUGAGACAGAAAACAAAACAAAUGGAAGAACCGGAGGAACCCGUGGCAGCCGAGAUGUUGAAUAACCGGAGGGAUCUGGCAACGGUUAAUGCCAAGGCGUACCUGCUAAAGAACAGUACGAGAUCCAACCUGAAUCUCUAUGACCACCUGGCUCGAGUUCUGAACAAGGUCCUGGAUGAGCGUCCAGAGAAUGUGGUGGACAUGUUUGAGGACCUCAGCAAGGACAUCAAGAGGUCUCAGUUCUCCAAGAAGAUGGACACCCUUCGCGACGAGCCCGAGAGCUCCGCGGCCUUCGAUCUCGCUGAGACUCGGAAGGUGCUGUUCAGCAAGGGAGGAGCCGAGGGAUUGGAGGGGCAGGAGGAGGAGCUGGUAGAGACCCCACUCCCCAAUGUAAUGGAGCUGGCGUUCUACUUCGAGCAGGCUGGGGUAGGUCUCAGUCGGGAGGAGACGUACUGUAUCUACCUGGCUCUCAAGCAGCUGGUAGACAGCCAGCCCUUGCAGAAAUGUCGCUUCUGGGGGAAGAUCCUGGGCACGCAGGGCAACUACAUAGUGGCGGAAGUGGAAUACCGAGAGGGGGAGGAGGAAGAGGAGGAGGGGGGAGAGGAAGACAUUGAUGAGGCAGAGAAAGAUUAUGGAAAGGAUGAUGACGAGGACAAAGAAAGGCAAGAGGACUUAGACCCGCUCCCGAAAUCCAACUACAAGCCGCCUCCCAUCGUCCCCAAAGAGGACAACCACACUGGCGUGAACAAGUUCAUCUACUUUGUCUGCAGCGAGCCUGGGAAACCCUGGAUCAAGCUGCCGCAGGCGACGCCAGCACACAUCGUAGCCGCUAGGGACAUCAAGAAGUUCUUCACAGGCCACCUGGACACCCCAAUUGUCAGCUGCCCACCUUUCCUCGGGAACGAAGCCGCCUACCUGCGGGCGCAGAUCGCCCGGAUCUCAGCGGGCACACACAUCAGUCCGCUGGGGUUCUACCAGUUCGGAGAGGAGGAAGGCGAGGAGGAGGAGGAGGCUGUGAGGGACAGCUUUGAGGAGAAUCCCGAUUUUGAGGGGACCCCCGUUGGUGAGCUGGUGGAUACCUCAACUUGGGCGCACCACGUGCAGCACAUCCUCCCACAGGGACGCUGUGUCUGGGUCAAUCUAGCCCAGAAGAAAGAAGAUGACUUUGAAGAGGGGGAAGAGGAAGAGGAGAAGGAGGAAGAACCAGAUGAGCCCGAGCCUGAGGUGGGCCCUCCCCUCCUGACCCCCGUGUCUGAGGACGCAGAAAUCAACAAUACGCCUCCGUGGACAGGAAAGCUCUCUUCUAAUCUCAUUCCGCAGCAUGCAGUUGCUGUCAUGAAAUCAAACCUCUGGCCAGGAGCUUAUGCGUUUUCAACUGGAAAAAAAUUUGAGAACAUCUACCUGGGCUGGGGCCACAAGUACAGCGCUGAGAACUACAGCCCCCCUGCGCCUGCGCUGCUGCAGCAGGAGUACCUGAGCGGCCCCGAGAUCACGGAGGUGGACGACCCCUCUGUGGAGGAGGAGCAGGCUCUCAAGGCAGCGCUGGAGGAGCAAAAGGCAGCCGUGGAGGAGAUGGAGGACAUGGAGGAGGAGGAGGAGGAAGAGGAGGAUGACUGACUUCCCCCAGUCACCCAGCUCCCCCACCACCAUCAUCAUCAUCACUGACCUCCCCCAGUCACCCAGCUCCCCCACCAUCAUCAUCAUCAUCAUCACUGACCUCCCCCAGUCACCCAGCUCCCCCACCAUCAUCAUCAUCACUGACCUCCCCCAGUCACCCAGCUCCCCCACCACCAUCAUCAUCAUCACUGACCUCCCCGUCACCCAGCUCCCCCACCACCAUCAUCAUCACUGACCUCCCCCAGUCACCCAGCUCCCCCACCACCAUCAUCAUCAUCACUGACCUCGCCCAGUCACCCAGCUCCCCCACCACCAUCACCACCAUCAUUAUCAUCACUGACCUCCCCCAGUCACCCAGCUCCCCCACCACCAUCAUCAUCAUCACUGACCUCCCCCAGUCACCCAGCUCCCCCACCACCAUCAUCAUCAUCAUCACUGAUCUCCCCCAGUCACCCAGCUCCCCCACCACCAUCAUCAUCACUGAUCUCCCCCAGUCACCCAGCUCCCCCACCACCACCAUCAUCAUCACUGACCUCCCUCAGUCACCCAGCUCCCCCACCAUCAUCAUCAUCAUCACUGACCUCCCCGUCACCCAGCUCCCCCACCAUCAUCAUCAUCAUCACUGAC
This is a messenger RNA of Acipenser ruthenus (sterlet), 2401 nucleotides long. RefSeq names its product radial spoke head protein 6 homolog A-like. The record is from RefSeq and is a predicted model, not a curated record. Lineage: Eukaryota; Metazoa; Chordata; Actinopteri; Acipenseriformes; Acipenseridae. Gene Ontology annotation, biological process: axoneme assembly; cilium assembly; cilium movement involved in cell motility. Bases 179 to 1774 code for a protein of 531 amino acids. The transcript is spliced from 6 exons. Gene Ontology annotation, cellular component: axoneme; radial spoke.